Cottoperca gobio is the source of this 5131-nucleotide messenger RNA. It is a transcript of the gene specc1, whose product is annotated as sperm antigen with calponin homology and coiled-coil domains 1. The record is from RefSeq and is a predicted model, not a curated record. Gene Ontology annotation, molecular function: protein binding. The transcript has 15 exons. The coding region runs from base 204 to 3380 and encodes 1058 amino acids. NCBI's taxonomy places the organism in Eukaryota, Metazoa, Chordata, Actinopteri, Perciformes, Bovichtidae.
CUACAUGUCCCAGAAAUCUCCCCGAGCACUGCACCAAACUCGCUUCACGCGCUCCACCUACCGGCUCCACCAGCACAGGCCGGUGGUGACACUUUAAUGACUCGCGUGCGCGAGGCGGCGGCGGCAGCAGCAGCAUCCUGAACAAACAACAGCAGCCAGCACCGCCGCAAUACUGCCCAGGUGUAGUUAGCUGACACGCAGCCAUGAUGAAAUCGGGCACCACCAAGGUGGGACUGCCCAAGCUAGGACUCCAGGAGCGGGCCAAGCAGAACUCCUCGGCCCCAUCUUCCUCCACUACCACCUCCACAGCCAUGAAGACCUCCAGAUCCUCCAACACGCUGGCCUCAGACCAGCGCCUCAGCAGGCUGAAGAGAGCCAGCAGUGAUGAUGCCUUGACAAAGCCUGCACUGGGAGCCGCUGCCUCUGGCUCCCGGAUGAAGAAGACUGUGACCACUGGAGCCAUCUCAGAUCUUGUGGAGGCCCGCCCUCGCAGCCUGUCUGGUGCACAAGCAGCCAAGAAGUCUGGUAUCCCAGCUCCUAGAGAAAUCCCUUCUUCCAUAACAAGAGACCGCAUCUCUCUGAGGGACCAGCUUAGGAGCUCUACCACUAAGAGGAUGGUUUCUAGUGCCAGCACUUCCAGCCUCUCCACCCUGGCAAAGCAGACACGUAGUACAACCAAGUCCCGUGGAGAUGCGGAGGGCCAGGAAAGGAGCCUUCUGGAGUGCCAGGUGAAGGAGCUGCUGGCUGAGGCCAAGGCCAAAGACUUAGAGAUCAGCAAUCUCAGGAUGGAGUUGCAGUGCUGCAAAGGUAAAGCCUCCACUGGUUCCUCUUCAAACUCGCCCAACUCUGUCUCAUGGCAAAAGCCUGCUGCAGAUCAAGAGCAGGGACAGGUGGCAGAGGCCCUUGUGCUGGUUGGGGAGCUGAGGGAGAAGAACGGGAAGUUUCAGAGAGAGCUGGCAGCUCUUAGGGAGGAGAACCAGACACUGAAGGAAAAGCUGCUUUGCUUGGAGGCCUCGCCUCUCUCGAGUACAAACACAAGCACCUUGUCCAAGCCUUUGGUGAAUGGCCUGCCCUCAAACUCCAAAUCCUCAACUUCGCAAGAGGACAGUCUCCCUUCUACUACCAGCCCUCUCAAAACCUCCAUCUCCUCCAGUUUUGACAUCACCAAGGACUCACCAUCACCCGACUCCUCAGAGUUUGAAAAGAUCCCAUCACGUUCAGAAUCGGUGAGCAGCGGCGUCAGUGGGGAUGCCGUUGUAGUGUUAACCAAUGCAGGACGGCAGGAUGUGUCAGUGCAAAACCUUACAGACCAGAUUCACAAGAUGGAGGAGAGCCACCACAGUACAGCUGAGGAGCUGCAGGCAACUCUGCAGGAGCUGGCCGACCAGCAGCAAGUGGUGCAGGAGCUGACGGCUGAGAAUGAGCGCCUGGCCGAGGAGAAGCGCCUCCUGCAGACCUCACUUCAACAGCAGAGAGAGCGCCUGGAGGUGCUAGUUCAGAAGAAUGAGGUGCUCGCUGGCCGACUUCAGGAACAAGUCCAAGCUCAGGCCCAGAGGGAGGAGGAGCUGGGCAGCCAAAGGCCUCGGCUGGCUGAACUUGAGCAGAGGUAUGCAGAGCUGGUUGAGAGCUCAUGCUUUGAACGGGAGAAGCUGGUGGACAUCCAGCAGCAGCUGACGGGCAGCCUGCGAGCUCUGGAGGAGGAGCACCAGGAGGCCCAGGGCCAGGUGCGCUGUCUCAAAGAGGAGAUGGACAGGCUGCAGGCCCAGCUGGACAGAGAGCUGGAGGCCGGAGGUCAGGCAGCACAGGCCGCAGAGGAGCAGAGGGCGGCAGCAGAAUGUCUCAGACUGGAAAACAGUAGGCUGAAAGCGCAGGUGGACAUUGAGAGGCAAAAGGUGGGUGAGCUGAAGGCUAUGCAGAGUGCCAGUGACAGCACUGAGGUGCAGAACUUGCUGAAAACUGCCCAUGCUGAGAGAGACAGGCUGGAGGUGGAGCUGACGGAGCUGAGGCAGGAGCUGCUACAGGCCCAGGCCGACACUGAGCAUGUGCGAGCCACAAUGUGCAAGAUGGAGGCCAAAUGCCAGCAGGUUCAGGAGCGGGCUGAGAGGAGGGAGCAGGAGCUCUGCGGCCGGGUGACUUCCCUGGAGGAAGCCGGGAUCCAUGCUGAGAACCAGGUGAAGGAGCUGAAGGAGACCAUCUUUGAACUGGAGGACCAGGUGGAGCAGCAGAGGGCUGUCAACUGCCACACCAACCAAGCCGUCCUGGACAUGGAGAAUCUUGUCAAAAAGCUGGAGGAGCAGAAAGGUGAAGCAGAUCGACACCUGAAAGUCUUGAGUAGACAGCUGAAGGAUGAAAAAGAAGAGUGGCGUCGGUUCCAGGCGGACCUCCAGACGGCAGUGGUGGUGGCCAACGACAUCAAGGUUGAGGCUCAGCAGGAGCUGCGGACACUCAGGAGGCAGCUGCAGGAGGAGCAGGAUCGCAGUGCGAAGCUCUCCACGGACCUUGAAGCCCUGCAGGGUGUCAGGUCCCAAGGUGACGAAGUGAGGCUGUCCGACUCCGAUAUCAACCGUCACUGGUGCGGCAUCUCCAUGAUCCCGACCACACCCUCCGACGCCAGCGGAGAUGCCGACUCAGAGCCCGGAGCGACUGUCAAAUCCCUCAUUAAGUCCUUUGAUACUGUUGGACAGAACGGACCCGGCUGCCUCACAGUUCAAAUGCAUUCCGCCCCAAGAAGCCUGCUGAGUGGGAUCCCUGUACGCACUGCACCUGCUGCUGCUGUCUCCCCUAUCCAGAGGCACACAUGCAUAAAGCCGCUAUCAAAGACGUUGGAAAAAAGAAUCAACCAUGGAGACUUCUCUCUUCAUCACGAUAAGUUGUCGGGCUGCAGGGAAGACCUGAAACCUAACAGCUUAAUGAGGAAGAGCCCUUCUCUGGAGUCUGUAAUCAAAACCUCCGCCUCCCUCAGCGGCCGCUCAGCAUCCUUCAGCUACAACCGAGGCAACAGCAAGCUGAGUGUGGAAAGAAAGGACCCUUUGGCUGCACUGGCGCGGGAGUAUGGAGGAUCUAAGAGAAACGCUCUACUGAAGUGGUGCCAGAAGAAAACAGAAGGCUAUCCGAAUAUUGAUGUGACCAACUUCAGCAGCAGUUGGAGUGAUGGCUUGGCUUUCUGCGCCCUCUUGCACACAUAUCUGCCCGCACACAUCCCUUACCAGGAACUCAUCAAUCAAGAUAAGGUUCGGAAUCUGACCCUGGCUUUCCAUGCUGCAGAGAGCAUUGGGAUCAAACCCUCUCUGGACAUGGAGGAGCUGAUGAAGACGGACAGGCCCGACUGGCAGAGCGUCAUGCAGUACGUCUCUCAGAUCUACAAGUACUUUGAGACCUGACGGACGGGAAAAGAGCAGCUGGAGACCGAUGAUCGGAGGCACUGCAGCACUUUUCUGUCGCCGUUUGUCAGCCUGACAUUCACCUGAACCCUUCUGCUGCUCACUGUUUGACACGAGAGACAUGACCGAGGAAUUCUCUUUUCUUGAGAAAUUUUAAACUGCUGAUUUCUCAUUUGAGAAACACAUUGAGCACCGAGGCCCACAUUUACAAAGAUUGCAGUCAGGAAACACAUGACCUUGUUCAUUUUUACAAGCUUAAAGGGACAGUUCACCCCAAAAUCAAGUGCGAUUGACUGAGUGUUGGAGACAUCAACCUUCUGCCUUCUCUACAAUAUAAUAGAUGCAGAUGCACUCGGCUUGUGGUGCUCAAAGCGGCAAAAAAAUUCAUUUGAAAAACUCAACAGCAAUGUCUCUUAAACCUGGUUAAUCAAGAUAAUACACAGACUGUGUUGUGAGCAGAAGGAAGUGUGCAUCUACUCAUGAACAAGAGGCUCGUGACAGCACGAGAUGUAAACAUUAAUGCCGUCCUCCUUGGCUGAGCUGCAACAUUAGCUAGCUCAGUGGUGCGAGGUGAGCGUGGUUAGUGGGAGAGGUUUGGUAAAAGAAAAUAGUUCCUACAUGAAAACGGCUCACAACGAGGUCUGUGGAAUAUCUUGAGUAAACAGGUCUUGAUUUCUGGAAACAGACUUUGCUGUUGAGUUUUUCAAAUGUAUUUUUCUGCCUCUUUAAGCGCCACAAGCCGAGUGCAUCUAGUUCCCUUAUAUUACAGCGAAGGCAGAAGUCUCUACAGCCGAUAGAUGAUAAAUAGCACUACAGGUAAGUAUUAUAGUGAACUGCCUCUCUAAAGUGUUGAUUGAGCAUCUGAUUCACAUUUAAAUGAAAGCAGACAAACAGAUUAUGGUGCAAAAUACUUUUGCUAAUUAUCAGUGUUGUUUGUCUGUGGUCGUUUUCAACAUGUGCCAAAUCUUCUGCCAAGACACAACUUGUACCAGACUAUCUGCAUGGUGAAAGUGUAACCUUCUGUCUGAGUGCGCAGUGUGAAGCCAAACUAUCGGUGAAUUUCGUUCGGUUUGCCUCAAACAAUCCAUCACUUCUCAUACUGAGGCUGAUUGUGAGUGCUGGAGUUGUACUUUGAAGAGCACAGAUGUAUUUUGAACUGACAGGUUUGAGUUGAACUGAAGUCUUUAUAUUUUUCACUUUUAAUUGUGUGCGUCCUUAAGAACAGAAAUCAGACGAACCCCAGCUGCCGUCUGUGAUGCAACACUAAAAAGAUCAUUUAACACUACGAGAGUUACUGAAUAGUUUUGUAGAAAUAUUUUUUAUGAAAACAGAUUGAUGUCUAUGUUUGCAUUGUUUACAGCAUUAAGGACUGGCUGAUUCAAACCAUCGUACCGUGCCCUCCUGUGUUGUUCCUUCACGUUUUCCAUCAACACUCUCAACAACUAUGGUACUGCAGCUGCUUUGCAAAAUAUACAUAUUUGGCAUGCCAUGUUAAAUUAUGAAGGAGAGGAUGACUUUUACAUGUAAGAGUUGAGGCACAACACUUUCUGUGGUAUGAUUUUUAGAGAAGCCUCCAUUUGCAGAUGCCCUUAUUAUUUGGAAGAUUAAAAUGUUAUUUAUUUAUUUACAACUUGCUUCCUGAGAAGUGAGAAUGUGGACAGAAGUGUGUGCCGUUUUCUAUUUAAGGAUGUCAGAUUUGAAGGCAUGUUGGAUGGAUAUGCUCAAUAAAAGAUUGUCAAGUUUUUAUUCAA